AUAAUAAUUAUGUGAAAUAUUGAAAAUAUGAAAUAUUUGUAUUGUAUAUAUUUAUAAUGUUUGCACACACGUGUUGAAUCAUCGUGAUUUAUCAUCACGUAAGGAGUACGUCAGAUUAAUGACUAGUUAUGUUUUAAUAAGUGGAUGUUCAAGUAUUUAUAUAUCAUGGUUAUAAAUUAAAAUUAUUUGAAGAAUGAAUGACAAUUACGAACAAUUGACUGUCAAAGAUGUAACUAGUUAUGUUGCAUCCUUAACAAUAAUAUUUGGUGGUAUUAUUCCAUAUAUACCACAAUAUAGAGAAAUUAAAAGGAAAAGAGAUGCUGAAGGAUUUUCUUUAUAUGUUUGUUUGACAUUAUUAAUUGCAAACACACUUCGUAUUUUAUUUUGGUUUGGUAAACAUUAUGAGACACCUCUUUUAAUUCAAAGUAUUAUAAUGAUCAUUACAAUGUUUACUAUGAUCAAACUUUCUGUCAAUGUACAUAACAAAAGUCAAAUAAUUAAAUUAAAAGAACGAGUAUUUACAGAUUUGGAGACAAGAUUCUUUUGGAAAUGGACAGAUUUUCAAUCUUAUUUGGAUUUUAUGCUAUUAUUUGCUAUUAUGGGUGGAAUAUUAAUGUAUUGGUUUAUAGACGUACCAAUAUUUGUUGAAAUUGUUGGUUUUCUUGCAGUAUUAAUAGAAGCAAUGCUUGGAAUACCACAAUUUUUACGUAAUUUUUAUAACAAAUCUACGAGUGGAAUGAGUAUAACGAUGGUUAGUAUGUGGACAAUGGGUGAUAUUUUUAAGACUUGUUAUUUUAUAUUACGAGAUGCUCCAGUUCAAUUUAAAGUAUGUGGUGCACUUCAAAUUUUAAUAGACAUUGCAAUACUAACACAAGUUUAUAUUUAUGAAAAGAACUCAUCAAUUCAUUCUCAAGUUAUUGCACGAGUUGAUUAGUUAGAAAUAUAUUAUUCAAUUAGAUUUCAUUUUUAUAAAGAUUAUUUAACAACAAGUGUGCAAUAAAUUAUUUUUGUAAGUUUGUAUAAAUGUAACUUGUAUAAACGCAUGUUUUUAUGUAAAUAUGUGAACAACUAAUAUUUCAAGGUCCAACAUAGAUAAAAUUGUAUGUCAAUUUUUGAUAAUCAUUUUAAUACCAAUAAUUAUUAUUUCAUA
Molecule: messenger RNA, 1150 nt
Organism: Polistes dominula (European paper wasp)
Lineage: Eukaryota; Metazoa; Arthropoda; Insecta; Hymenoptera; Vespidae
Product: solute carrier family 66 member 2
Biological process (GO): phospholipid translocation; retrograde transport, endosome to Golgi
Cellular component (GO): trans-Golgi network; endosome
Source: RefSeq, a predicted model, not a curated record